Messenger RNA from Colletotrichum karsti, 1305 nucleotides. Its product is annotated as chromosome segregation protein. Gene Ontology annotation, molecular function: protein binding; microtubule site clamp. The transcript is spliced from 3 exons. The coding region runs from base 1 to 1305 and encodes 434 amino acids. The record is from RefSeq and is a predicted model, not a curated record. Lineage: Eukaryota; Fungi; Ascomycota; Sordariomycetes; Glomerellales; Glomerellaceae. Gene Ontology annotation, biological process: homologous chromosome segregation; attachment of mitotic spindle microtubules to kinetochore; meiotic sister chromatid segregation. Gene Ontology annotation, cellular component: monopolin complex; mitotic spindle; nucleolus.
AUGGCGCCUGCGAAGAAACCCCGUGGAAGACCGGCGACGAAUAAAGUUACGAAGCCAGCCCCGAAGCCCACGCGUCGCUCAAAUGACAAACUUGCGGCCGCCGUCGCUGCUGCCCGCGAAAGCGAGGAUGAUGUCGACAAGCUAGGGAAAGAGGGGGGCAAAGUUUCCAAGAGGGGCCGAAAAGCCAAGCAGAAGGAAGAUGACGGUCAUGUAGAUGACAAAGAGGAAGACGACGCCCCAUUCACAUCGGCGAAUGCUGCUAAACCCAGAGGCCGACCGAAAAUGAAGUCUGCUGGGGAAGAGGCGGUUGAAGAAGUACCGGAGUCCGCUGUCAAUGCCCACAAGACGACAGCCAAACGCGGGCGUCGCGCGGGAAGCAAAUCAAUGCGAAAUGACGAUUCCGAAAUCCCAGAGACACAGCCGGCGGCAGAUAUGGAUGUUGAUACCGAGCAAGACAAUCAAUCCGAUAUUCUGCCCACGCUGAAGCAUCCUGCUCGGCGCGAUGCUAGGCCAGGAAUCAGCACCGACUUGGAGAUGGGAGAGGUGCAGUUGCGCCGACGACUAGGGGAGGCGAACAGAAAAUACGAAAACUUAGAGCAAAAGUAUUGCGACCUACGAGACAUUGGCAUUAAGACGGCCGAACGCAACUUUGAUAUGUUCAAGAAAGAGAGCGAUGAACGGGCAAAGACUGCGACCGAACUCAUCAGCCAUCUUAAGGCUGAUUUGACGACGCAACGGACCUUGGCUAAGGAGGGACAGGUUUACAAGACAAGACUCGAGGAGAUGGAGGCCAAGGUAGCAGACUUGGCAGCAUCCUUAGCCGAAGCGAAGCAAGAGGCGAAGACACUAUCAACGAAAUUAGCUGCGAGUAGGUCGGCGGAGGCCGCAGCUACAGCAGUCACUGCCAAGGUCCCAGGAAGCGCAAUCAAGGGCGGGACGGCAGCCGCUCGGGCUCUGGCUACUGCGAGCACAGAGGCGGCACAAACAGCUCAGCUGAAGGAGGACCUCUACGGCGAUCUGACGGGGUUGAUUGUGAGGGUGGUCAAGCGUGACUCGACGGGCCAGGUCUUUGACUGCAUUCAAACGGGACGAAACGGAACACUUCACUUCAAGCUUGAAGUCGAAACUGAUACAUCGGGCGACAACUACGAAGAAGCUCAUUUCACGUACAAGCCACAACUAGACUCUAAUCGGGACCGAGACCUGAUCGAUCUGCUUCCCGACUUUCUGGCUGAGGAGAUUGAAUUCUCUCGGCCACACGCUGCCAAGUUCUAUUCGCGGGUUACGAAGUCGUUGAUGGAUUGA